Cryptomeria japonica (Japanese cedar) is the source of this 1488-nucleotide messenger RNA. Its product is annotated as cytochrome P450 716B2. The record is from RefSeq and is a predicted model, not a curated record. The coding region runs from base 1 to 1488 and encodes 495 amino acids. Gene Ontology annotation, biological process: sterol metabolic process. Gene Ontology annotation, molecular function: iron ion binding; monooxygenase activity; oxidoreductase activity, acting on paired donors, with incorporation or reduction of molecular oxygen. The transcript is spliced from 4 exons. Lineage: Eukaryota; Viridiplantae; Streptophyta; Pinopsida; Cupressales; Cupressaceae.
AUGGAAUUCUGUCUUGCGCAGGCGAUAGCCAGAAAUCUAAAUGAUCUUCAGAGCACUAAUAGCUCUUUUUUUCUCCUACUAUCGACCUCACUAGCUUCAUUACUGCUUGUACUGCUCAUUCUAAGGUCUGUCUAUGGCGGAAAAGGCAAAAAUCUUCCUCCAGGAAGUCUAGGCUUUCCUCUGAUCGGGGAAACUCUUCAAUUUCUGAGCGCUUACAAAUCUAACAAAGGCAAGGACUGGGUGAAACAAAGAGUUGAAAGAUAUGGGCCUGUUUUCAAAACAUCUCUGAUGGGUAGCCCAACAGUCAUUCUCACAGGCCAAGGAGGCAAUCGAUUUCUCUUCCACAACGAUGGGCACACCAUAAUGAACACGCAGCCCAAACAUCUAAAAAGGAUUUUUGGAGAAAAUGGCAUUGGAAUGCUUUCUGGCGAGGAGCACAAGCGGAUAAGAGGUGCCAUCAUGCAGUUCAUGAAGCCUGAAGCUCUGCAGAGAUUCGUGGGCAGACUUGAUUCAGUUGUUCAACGACAUUUCGCUGAUUUUUGGGAAGGAAAAGAGAGUAUCACAGUCAUGCCAUUGAUGAACAAGCUUACUUUCCAAGUUGCCUGUGAUUUGUUCUUCAGCUUGAAUGACAGUGGAGAAAGGGAUAAAUUGGCUUUGGAAUUCGGUAAUGCUGUUAAGGGUAUUUGGUUUACUCCUUUGGAUUUGCCUGGAACUACUUACCGGAGAGCAUUUGAGGCGAGGUCUCGUGUGAAGAAGCAGAUUUCCGUGUUGGUGGAGGAGAGGAGGAGAGAGAUUGAAGGAGGCAAAGAGUCUGAAACCCAGGACUUAAUGUCAUGCUUGCUUAGCAUGAGGGAUGAGAAUGGAAAGGCCCUGUCUGACGAGGAGAUAAUAGAUAACGUCAUAACUGUAAUGAUUGCCGGGCAUGACACCACUGCCAGUCUUCUAACUCACCUUGUCAGAGUCAUGGCGCUUCAUCCUGAAGUCUACCAAAAUAUUCUUCAAGAGCAAACAAUGGUCCUUGAAGGAAAACAAUCUGACGAGCCUCUUAAAUGGGAAGAUCUUCGUAAUAUGAAGUACACAUGGAAGGUGGCUCAAGAAGCAUUGCGUUUGUUUCCUCCAAUUUUUGGUGGAUUUAGAAAGGCAAUUGAAGAUGUUGAAUAUCAAGGCUAUACAAUUCCAAAGGGUUGGCAAUUAUUUUGGGAAACAAGCUCUACACAUUGGAAUGAUGAGAAUUUCAAGGAGCCACAUUUAUUUGAUCCAUCUCAUUUCGAUAAUCAAGUUUCACGAUUUGUGUUUACUCCAUUUGGAGGGGGACCUCGAAUUUGCCCUGGCUAUAACUUUGCGAAGAUGGAGACAAUGAUUUUUGUACACUACUUAGUAACCAAAUGGAAAUGGUCUAUGAAGAAUCCUGAUGAAAGAAUAAUUUCUGAUCCUGCCCCUAUUCCUAUAUUGGGUUUACCUAUAAAUAUCUAUACUAAGGUAAAGUGA